Messenger RNA from Phalaenopsis equestris, 1582 nucleotides. RefSeq names its product protein SYS1 homolog. Gene Ontology annotation, biological process: protein localization to Golgi apparatus; Golgi to plasma membrane protein transport; Golgi to endosome transport. NCBI's taxonomy places the organism in Eukaryota, Viridiplantae, Streptophyta, Magnoliopsida, Asparagales, Orchidaceae. The transcript is spliced from 3 exons. Bases 544 to 1002 code for a protein of 152 amino acids. The record is from RefSeq and is a predicted model, not a curated record. Gene Ontology annotation, cellular component: Golgi membrane; trans-Golgi network.
UCAGGCCGAGCCAAAUAAAUAACUUUUUCUCAUUUUUUUUUAUUUGGCAAAACCUGAACCCUCCACUGGCAAGAAAUUAAAUUCUGGAUUUUACGUCGGUUGCAAUAUUUUCUGCUUGUGCGGAUUCCCUCUUCCGCCUACUUUACAUUCCUGCCUGGCUCAUCCUGAAAUCUGGGAUCGCAAGAUUCCGUCAUUUUACAUCCUUUGGGUUCUUCGCUCGCAGCUCCCGCAGGAAAUCCCUUUAUCGACAUCGGGAGAUCUUCCAUGGUGUAGUCGAACUCAAAACAGGUGUUUUUUGAUUCCCAGAAACUAGCGCACUCGAGAUUAUCAGGAGGGGGUUUCGGUAUCUGUUACUGGAUUAAGAUCGGGAAGAUCAAGCUUCCUACUGCUCGGCUUUUGAUUUGGCAAAUUUUGAAAUCUGAUGAGAGCAGUGAUCGAAGAGUCUCAUCAGGGUCUUUUUUUUUCUGGAAAGACCAAAUUUUAAGAGAUAGGGUUUGCGCUUUUCGAUCAAGGGCUACAUUGCUCAUAACUUUUAAGGGAAUCAUGUUUUAUGGUGCUGUGGUGUGGGAUCCAUGGCUUAUUCUUUCUCAGAUCGUGUGCCUCCAAUGCUUAUACUACCUAACGCUCGGGGUUCUCUUGUCUAUUCUUGUCGGAGCCCGUGUUUCUAGGAUGAGCCUUGUUUAUUUCUUCGACUUUUCUACCCUCACCGCUACAACUGUAACUGGUUGGCUUGCAAUUGCUGGUUUUCUCUUAAGUGCAGUAGCAGGGGCAGGGUACAUUCUUUACCUGAUUGAGAGAGCGAGGAAGUGUUUGGACUUUUCAGCUACUCUCUUCAUUGUCCAUCUUUUUGUUUGUAUAAUGUAUGGGGGCUGGCCAUCAUCCUUCACAUGGUGGAUUGUGAACCUCAGUGGAUUAAUAUUGAUGGCAUUGCUUAGUGAGUGGUUAUGCAUUAGACGCGAAAUGCGAGAAAUCCCGAUUACAAGACUCCGUUCAAAUGUUUGAGUAUAGUGGUUUGAACUUAGAAGGCGAUGAAUGUUCAUUUGAUAAAUAAUAUUUCUCAGUCUACAGAGAAUAUAUCCUUAAGUGUUAAAAUUUCGUCUUUGCUUUCAAACCCGCUUUAUAACAAGGGAUGAAAAUGUGUGGAAAUAUCAAGAUAGUACGAAUUCUCAGCAAGCGUAUUGCACUGUGGGCUUCUGCUCGUAUCUCUCUUAUAAUCUGCUUUUUCCUCCAAUCAUGGUGCUUUUAGUGGGAUUUGGCAUGAAUCUUUUGGCUUGGCCUAACAUUAUAGUUGAUCACUUGUGUGUAAUCUUCAUAUUCAAUUCAUUAUUAUUAAUGCUGCCUAAUAUUCAAACAUUUUAUAAAAGAAUUAACACAAAUUAUCUAAAUUUUUGGUUCAUGGGUAACUUUUCUUGUGGUCUCUAAUUGAGGUAUGCUUGUUGGAAAUUAAAUGCCAGGGUUUAAGGAUAGGUUAAUGUAGGUAGUCUUAUUCUUCAACCUAGUGGAAACAACCUUCCAACCGAAUGUAGAUGUUCCCUUGUUAUAAUCAAAAUUUUUUUAUGUAAAUUAUUUCAUUGCUUUAAAG